ACUCUUUGCGCACGAGACAUACGGAGAUAACGUUUUUCUAAAUGAGUAAAGUCUGUUUGAUAUACAUAAUUUACUUUGAACGUUGGUAUCCUUUUAUAGGUUAUGUGUCAAAACUUAUUUGGAAGUACAUAUUGAAAUAAAAAUUAAUACUUAGUAUAAAAUACUUAGAAAUAAUGCUUGUGUAUUUUAAACUCAGUUUAUGAAUUUUAGAAUGAAAAUAUGGACAUAGAUCAUGGUGUAACAGUGAAGAUUUUAUUUUUUGCUAAAUCUAAGGAGUUGGCUGGCAUCAAGGAAGCAACUGUAAGACUACCUCAAAAAAUAAGUUACCAGCAACUCGUAAACUACAUUGUUGAUAAAUACAACCUCCAAACUAUUAAGAACAACAUAUUACUGGCUAAGAAUGAACAAGUUUGUGAUCAAUCUGAUGAUUUAGAGAUAAGAGAGAGAGACAAUAUAGCUGUGAUUCCUCCUCUGAGUGGAGGCUGAUAUAAUUGUUAAUAAAUACAUUAAUUUUGUUAAUUAAAAAUGGAUCAUAUUAAGUUGACUAAUGAUAAGCUAUCCGUUGAAACAAUAAGUGAUCUUGUAUUAGAUGACAGCUGCGGAGCUACAUCCAUAUUUGUUGGCACUACCAGAGAUAACUUCCAAGGUCAAAAGGUGGUGCAAUUAGAGUAUGAAGCGUAUGAGCCAAUGGCAUUGAAGGCAUUGAAGGCCAUCUGUGAUGAAAUACGCGAUAAAUGGCCAGCUGUGCACGAUAUAGCCAUAUAUCACAGACUUGGCAUCGUUCCUAGUCGCGAGGCGUCCGUUGUGAUAGCAGUGAGUAGUCCUCAUCGCCUCGACGCCCUGCAGGCUGUCUCUCACUGUAUAGAACGGCUUAAAGCGAGUGCGCCCAUAUGGAAGAAGGAAGUGUAUGAUACCGCCGCGCCACAGUGGAAGGAGAAUGCAGAAUGCACGGUUGAAACAUCAGCACAUUCAUCACCAUUAUCAUUGGAUACCUCUGAAGCGCCCAUAGACAAAAAUCUGAUACAAAUUAACGUGUCUAGUGAAGAGUUACAAAAGCGCAUACAAAAUUUUAUAGAUAGGAAAAGAGGACAAGUGAAUUUGAACAAUAUUCAUGAUUUCAUACCCAAUAAAUGUGAGAGUGAGACAGAAGAGACUGAUACGUGCGCGAGAGUGAGAACGCAGUUCGUUAGGCGGAGUGAUUCGAAAGGUCAUUUGAAAAUACGCAAAGUGUGCAACGAGUGGGGUCCGCAAACGGUGCACAGUUUCGACCCGCCGCGCGAGGAGUCCGACCCGACGCGAGCGGACGGCGGCGGUCGCGGCCUGCCGCCCUCCAUAGCGGAGCGGGUGAUCGCCGUCGAGAAGUACCUGAACAUACAGUCCGUGUCUAAGGACGUAUUCAAACGUCUCAAGGAUAUGGAGGACACGAUCGCGCACCUGCAGACCGUGUCGCCGGAGUACGCGCAGUUUUGGAAAAAUAAACCUUCAUGUGAGGAAGCGAAGCCAGAGUAUUCUAUGGACUACGCAUUCUCUGCGGACGACAUAGCAAGGAAAAUAGAGUUGUUAGAGAGCCAAGGAAAUACCUAAUCUAUAAUGAUUUAUUGAUAAACGCCUAUACAAGAUGUGCAAAUUACACUUAUGGACACAUAAACGGACAAUAGAGCAUUGUCUCAUUUGACUGUUUGUAUGUAAAUAUUAGUUAUUCCCACUAUUGAUUAGUGUUAACAGAUGGCUGUUUGUGAUAUAGUAUAAAUAAAAUUUUAUUCUAUAAACUUU
Diatraea saccharalis (sugarcane borer) is the source of this 1773-nucleotide messenger RNA. Lineage: Eukaryota; Metazoa; Arthropoda; Insecta; Lepidoptera; Crambidae. The record is from the annotation of a GenBank genome assembly.